GGCACUAAUUUCCCUAGAUUUAACUAUGUGCUCAAUGUUAAAGCAGUGCUGUGGAAAUCUGUCUGUGUAACCGGGGUGCUAUGCAGGCCUGUCUGGGUGACUGUCAGGGAGAACUGUCCUGCCACACCAAGGACACAGCCCAAGGGGGGCUUUUUUUCAUAGCCCAAAGAAGCUGCAGGAAACCCACCCUAGUGAGACAAAGAUCAACGCAGGGUCGGUCCCCACAGCCAGGUGAUGGAAACAGGCUGGACGUGGGCCGCCUCCCCUCCGGCCUGACUUGUGUGACAGACAGGGAAACCAAUGCAAGCAGCAGCAGCAGGGUUACCACAGUCCUGUCUGGGGACAGGCUUCCUUCCAGCGGGUGGGGAGCGGGCGCUCCUGCCAGACCAGCCUGGCUUCCAUGGUUCCAGGAACCCUGUUCCCCCUCAGCCCAGUCCCCGCCCCCACUCCUUGGCUUUAUGAGUUCAUUCGCUGAAGUCACCCAGAGACAAUGCUGAGUGUUCCACCCCUGAGUUGAAGCCCAGCCCAGCCCAGCCAGACACCUCCCGGUAGUGUAAAUGAGGACAAUGCCCGCUGGCCCACGUGACGGGGGGAUGUAGACGGCAGCGGCGCCAGUCGCUCCUGGCACCAUGGACGAUGCCACAGUCCUAAGGAAGAAGGGUUACAUCGUAGGCAUCAAUCUUGGCAAGGGUUCCUACGCAAAAGUCAAAUCUGCCUACUCUGAGCGCCUCAAGUUCAAUGUGGCUGUCAAGAUCAUCGACCGUAAAAAAACACCCACUGACUUUGUGGAGAGAUUCCUUCCUCGGGAGAUGGACAUCCUGGCAACUGUCAACCACGGCUCCAUCAUCAAGACCUACGAGAUCUUUGAGACCUCUGACGGGCGCAUCUACAUCAUCAUGGAGCUUGGCGUCCAGGGCGACCUCCUCGAGUUCAUCAAGUGCCGGGGAGCCCUGCACGAGGACGUGGCGCGCAAGAUGUUCCGACAGCUCUCCUUGGCCGUCAAGUACUGCCACGACCUGGACGUUGUCCACCGGGACCUCAAGUGCGAGAACCUUCUCCUCGACAAGGACUUCAACAUCAAGCUGUCUGACUUCGGCUUCUCCAAGCGCUGCCUGCGGGACAGCAAUGGGCGCAUCAUCCUCAGCAAGACCUUCUGCGGGUCAGCGGCAUAUGCAGCCCCCGAGGUGCUGCAGGGCAUCCCCUACCAGCCCAAGGUGUACGACAUCUGGAGCCUGGGUGUGAUCCUCUACAUCAUGGUCUGCGGCUCCAUGCCCUACGACGACUCCGACAUCAGGAAGAUGCUGCGUAUCCAGAAGGAGCACCGUGUGGACUUCCCACGCUCCAAGAACCUGACCUGUGAGUGCAAGGACCUCAUCUACCGCAUGCUGCAGCCUGACGUCAGCCAGCGGCUCCACAUUGAUGAGAUCCUCAGCCACUCGUGGCUGCAGCCCCCCAAGCCCAAAGCCAUGUCUUCUGCCUCCUUCAAGAGGGAGGGGGAGGGCAAGUACCGCGCCGAGUGCAAACUGGACACCAAGCCAGGCUUGAGGCCCGACCACCGGCCCGACCACCGACCCGACCACAAGCUUGGAGCCAAAACCCAGCACCGGCUGCUGGUGGUGCCCGAGAACGAGGACAAGGUGGAGGACAGGCUGGCCGAGACCUCCAGGGCCAAAGACCAUCACGUCUCCGGAGCUGAGGUGGGGAAAGCAAGCACCUAGCAUGAUGAUGACCCCGUCGUGUGUGGUGGGGGUCGUGGUGGGGGGGGCAUGGCGAAGUCGGCCUUCACAUUAACUAAGUAGGCAGGUAGGAUCUGAAGAAGGCACAGGUGCAAGUAAAAUUCGUCAAUUAAACCACUAUUUUGAUUACGUUC
Macaca mulatta (Rhesus monkey) is the source of this 1870-nucleotide messenger RNA. It is a transcript of the gene TSSK2, whose product is annotated as testis specific serine kinase 2. Gene Ontology annotation, biological process: protein phosphorylation; microtubule cytoskeleton organization; intracellular signal transduction. The record is from RefSeq and is a predicted model, not a curated record. NCBI's taxonomy places the organism in Eukaryota, Metazoa, Chordata, Mammalia, Primates, Cercopithecidae. Gene Ontology annotation, cellular component: cytoplasm. Gene Ontology annotation, molecular function: ATP binding; tau-protein kinase activity.